This is a messenger RNA of Ogataea philodendri, 531 nucleotides long. RefSeq lists its product as uncharacterized. NCBI's taxonomy places the organism in Eukaryota, Fungi, Ascomycota, Pichiomycetes, Pichiales, Pichiaceae. Bases 1 to 531 code for a protein of 176 amino acids. The record is from RefSeq and is a predicted model, not a curated record. The transcript has a single exon.
AUGAAUGGAAAAACUUUCAUCACCGUGGUGGAUACUUUAGGUAAUAUAUUAGGUAACCAAAUUAAUGCUAACUCGGGUCAUGCGUUUGGAGCAGGCUGGUCCUCCUCGUCGUCGGGGUCUCUUGUGGAUGAGGCCAGUGCCGCGAGCCGCCGGGCACGCUCAAACUCGGACUCGUCCGGGUUGCCUGAACUCACAACAGGCGAAAGAUCGGAAUCCUCACUGGCUUCCAAAGUUGGCGACGAUGGCUCGCUAACACUCACCUUGCGCGAGUCCGCUCUCAGCAGCUUCUUGAUCUUGCUCUCCAUCCGUUUGUCUUGCGCAGCAGCAGAGGAAGGAAUCAAGUCGUCGUUCGUCUGCUGGCUGCUUUCCUCGUCCGGCUCCUUUUCUUUGCGGAGCCCAACCAUCUUGAGAGCCUUGUUCAAUGUGUCUGUCUUCUCGGCAGGAAGCUUCUUCUGGUUGAUUCUGUACCGACCAACCACCUCUCCAUCCGCAUUCUCAAUGAUGAUGUUGUCGUCUAUACGGAAUCCGUGA